CGUGUCCUAUAUAAGCCCACCUGCACGUAACACCUGACGUGUAACACCGCUGUCUCGCACUGUCUGCACUACAAGCCCCACGCUACACACUACAACAUGGCUCCCAAGUACAAGCUGUCGUACUUCGACAUGAGAGCUCGCGCCGAGCCGACCAGGAUGAUGUUCGCUGCCGCCGGGAUAGACUUCGAAGACGACAGGAUCCCCUUUGACAAGUGGCCGGCACUCAAAGGGACGACUCCCAUGGGCCAGCUGCCCGUACUGGAUGUUGACGGAGUCAAGUUGUGCCAGAGCAUGCCGAUCGCUCGCUUCGUGGCCAAGGAGACAGGCAUGGCGGGUAAGACGAACCUGGAGCAGGCCCAGGCCGACGCCUUCGUGGAUGAGAUCAUCCCCAUCCUGCCCAAACUGUACGGCGUGACGUUCGCUACAGAUGCCGCGAAAAAGGCGGAGCUAGCGGCAGAAUUCGACAAGAACAUGGUCGGCAUGCUUGAGAGGUGCGAGAAGCUCUGCGGCUCCAACGGCUUUCUGGUCGGGAACAGCCUUCUCUGGUGCGACCUAGUUCUGCACACCGUCGGCUACAACAUCGAGAACUACAAGCCCGGAACCCUGAAGAGCUACCCCAAACUCAGCAAGGUCAUGGCCAGCGUCACCGCCAACCCCAAAAUCGCUGCGUGGAUCGCCAAGCGCCCGGACACCAAGUUCUAGUUGUCCGGACACCAUUUUCUAGUUCAUAGAACUGUAUUGUUACGACACGGUUUAAUGGUAGCUGUGUGAUUUGUACCGUAAAGCUUAGUAAGUCCACACUGACUUAUUCUAUAGAUUCCAUCCUCUGGAGACAACGAAUACUUAAUCUUAUGGUAGUGUAGGAUCUGCUUGGAGAUUAGCGUAUAGUUUGGCCAGCAUGGGGUCUAAUUUUUCGGAGCAGCUGUAAUAUUCUAUUCUAUUAUUCACUUCAGCAAUAAUAGAAUAGAAUUAUGUGUUAUGUUAUAUAGCUGUUAUAUUAAAGAAUUUAGUUCACACAAAA
Messenger RNA from Branchiostoma floridae (Florida lancelet), 1021 nucleotides. Its product is annotated as hematopoietic prostaglandin D synthase-like. Bases 97 to 702 code for a protein of 201 amino acids. Gene Ontology annotation, biological process: glutathione metabolic process. The record is from RefSeq and is a predicted model, not a curated record. The transcript is spliced from 5 exons. Gene Ontology annotation, molecular function: glutathione transferase activity. NCBI's taxonomy places the organism in Eukaryota, Metazoa, Chordata, Leptocardii, Amphioxiformes, Branchiostomatidae.